CCUCUGAGGCAGACGUGCCGCAACCCAGCAGGUGAUGCAUCCACCCUCCAUCGAAUAUCGCAACCUUCAACCUUCGCAACUUCAUGACUCUUUUAGCCAUUCCCCUUCCAUCAUUCUACAACUACCACCGCAUUGCUGGCAUUUUACCUCACAUUUCAUUUCUUCCCAUCUGGAGAGCUGCAGCCGUCGCUAUCGCGUCGCCCGCCUCAACCCCACUACUGCUACCCUCUUCGCUCAGGCCGUCGUCGCCUUCGGCAACGUCUCAAACCUGGCUGCGCGCAGUCUACAGUCUCGUAUCGCCGACCCUGUGGGUGUGGCUUGACUUUGUCUUGCGUCGCCAAAUGUCCACGAUCCUGGCCAACUUGCGACCCCGCGCUGCGAAGCCCGACGACCAUCUCAGAGGCGUCCCCUCUGCCUCCCCUCCAACACAUUCCACUUCCAUGCGCCGUUAACCCCCCCGGGGAUCAAUAUUUCAACAUGGGCAUCGUUAGCAGCAAGCCCGAUGAUGGGUCCACGCUCUAUCUUAGAGACCAGAAUCGACUAUCCAUAUCCUCCCUCGUCAUCUCGAACCCACGAAGGCGUUCGUCCAUAAACAUCGUUCCCAACUCUUUUCCUGCCACCAGAGUAUCGGCUUCGCGCCCACUAGGCGACGGCAGCCCCAUAGAAUUUGUCCAGGACACUGAAGUCUCUUCGAGCCCCGGUGGCAUCCCGAGUUUCAUACUAAAGCUCACCCACGACGACGAGCUAGUCUUUACCUUCACCUUUGUCAUUCGCCAAGGACAGCAAUUCGUCACCAAUGGCACCACUGACACCGUCGCCACGGUCGAUACUCAAAUCAGUGGUUUGACCUACGUCUACGCCUCGACACAGCGCGAGGUAGAGAAUCUCGUUACACGCGAGUUCCAUGCGGACCCAAACCUACACAAGAACUCCAACGUCGAGUUAGUAGGCGACUUUGGGACGGGAGGCACUCCCUCCGUAUCCUUUGAAUGGACUUGGAAAUGGAAGCCGCCAAAGAACAUGGAGGAUAGGGGCGGUGGAUGGCGGAACUCUUGCAGCUUCGUCGAAUACGACCCCCGCAAUCACUGUUUGCAUACCUUGGCCAGUUUCUCCUACUGGGUCUCGAACCCGGCUUUGCCUCUUAGCCACCCCAACUCGCCGUCUCCCCCCUUCCUCUUGACCGCACCCCCCAAAAUUCGAGUGCCCUCUUCUCAAUCCGUCGAUUCUCGAAUCAGCAAUGCUGAGUUAGACGAGCCCUUGUCACCCUUACCAGGCAACUUCUCCUCUAGCACCAUACUUCCUGUGCCACAAACACCGCAAGAACCGAUCAAAGUGGAUGUCGCGUGCCCCAAACCAACAGAUGAUGUCCUUGUGCCAGACGAUGGCCCGGUCUUCCGAGCAACGAUCAAGGCAUUGGAACAAAAAACGGGCAACAUGCGAACGCAGAUGAAGCGCGUGCUCAAGAUGGCUAAGCAAGCUCAUGAAGCUCAGGUGGAAGCCAACAAAAACUUCUCCGAAUUCAUCGAUACCCUUCGCGAAGCCUCGUCAACAAACGCCAAUGCCGUACAGCCAGCUAUCGAACAUUACUUUGACAAAAUUGCCCGGGAGAUCCUCUCGUAUGAGCGAACAAACACAGUCAAUCUCAAGCGCAUCGUGAUCGACCCGCUGGACAAGUUUUACACGGUAGAUAUCAAACAGGCCGAAUCGAAGAAACGAGACUUCGAAGAGGAGAGCAAGGAUUAUUAUGCCUACGUCUCGAGGUAUCUCGGCCAGCGUCACGACUCAGUAAAGGCUAAGAAGCUGGCCGAAAGCGACUCGAAGUACCAGACGAAGCGCCGCAACUUUGAGCUCAAGCGAUUUGACUACUCAAGCUUCAUGCAGGAUUUGCAUGGUGGCAGGAAGGAGCAGGAGGUGCUAUCACACCUUACGAGGUACGCCGAUGCUCAGACGAAGAGUUUCCUAGAGGCGGCAAAGAAGAUCGACACUCUACUACCCCAGCUUGAGGCGCUCUCGAGCGAGGUGCAAGAGGCCGACAAGGAGUAUCAAUACCAGCGGCGUGAACGGGAAGAGAAGAGGAGACUACUCGAGAAGAGCAACCAGACGUACAACGAGCCGGAUCCUGCGCCUGCACCAGGUACCAGCGCCGGUCAAGUCACGAGUUCAAACGGCAACGCAACCGUCUCCGACAGCGAUUUAGGUCGCGCCGACAGCACAGGAUCGCAACUGAAGAUUGGGCUGUCGUCGGGCUCAAAUCCUUCGGUGGCCAUGGCAUCUCCUGAGCUGUCCAGGUCGCCAGGCAGUCUUGGUAACUCUUCGGUCGGGAGUCCUGCCCAAGCGUCAAAAUUCAAGGGCAUCCGUGACUUGGAGGAAAAAGACUACGGACAGCUUUCCAGUGCCAGCAGCAGCGCCCAGCGUAAAGAGGGCUUGUUGUGGUCUCUGAGCAAGGCCGGCAGCAACCACGUUGACCCGCGCAACCUGAACAAGCAGGGUUGGCACAAAUUCUGGAUAGUCCUCGACCAAGGCAAGCUCUCGGAGUAUAGUAACUGGAAACAGAGGCUGGAUCUACACAACGACCCAAUCGACCUGAGAAUGGCUUCCGUGAGAGAGGCUCGCAAUGCAGAACGGCGGUUCUGCUUUGAAGUCAUUACGCCCCAGUUCAAGCGCGUCUACCAAGCUACAUCUGAGGAGGACAUGAACAGUUGGAUCACGGCCAUCAACAAUGCACUACAGAGUGCAGUUGAGGGUCGCAUCAUGAGAGAUAAAUCUACUCCAAGCGACUCAGGCCACAUCAAGAGAGACAUCGGCUCGAUUCUCACCGGCAAGAGCCCUUCUGUCGGACACAACAGCCAUCAUCACACGAAUUCAAACAGCGCACCCGUCCGCCGAAUCACUGUCGGUGCUCGGCCCAGCACGCAUAGGUCUACCAGUUCGACUUACGACGAAAACCCCGAUAAGUUGCUGCAACUGCUUCGGGAUAACGACCAAGGCAAUUGCUGGUGCGCUGACUGCGGAUCGGGCACAAAGGUCGAGUGGGUUUCGAUCAACCUAGCCAUCAUUCUUUGCAUCGAAUGUAGUGGCAUUCAUCGCUCUCUUGGCACGCAUAUCAGCAAAGUGCGCUCUUUGACCUUGGACAUCAACUCGUUCACCUCAGAUAUUGUCGAGCUCUUGCUUCUUGUUGGGAACAGGGUGUCUAACAUGAUUUGGGAAGCGAGGCUGGAACCCGGAUUGAAGCCGACCCCUCAGGCAACGCGAGAGCAGCGGCUGAGGUUUAUCACAGCCAAGUAUGUCGACAGGGCCUACGUUGAGCCGAUCUCGGCGACGCUCUCCCGUUACCCUACUCCCGAAGAUACCCUGCUGGCGGCCAUCAAGAAGAACGAGAUCCAGCAGGUGAUUUACGCACUAGCUUUGCGAGCCAGCCCCAACGUUACAGAUAGAUCUCGCGGAACGCACGCAGUCUUUUUGGCUCUUGCGGCUGCCGAUCCUGCAUCGCCUUCUCCCACUCCAGGGCAACCCCCUGAGACGGACAGAGCCGUGCCGUUCCCGGUGGCAGAGAUGCUUCUUCAGAACGGGGCAGAAAUACCGUCCACGAUGCCGGCUUUCCCACUCAGUCGGAGCGCACAGCUGUACAUUGAAGAGAAACGUGGACGGAAUACAGGGUUCUCGAACGAUGGUGUCGGAUCAUUACCCGGCAACCUUAGUCCAAACGAAAAGCUCCAGCGGGAGCGGGAUGCGCGGCUACAAAAGAGAGUGAGCGCAGGAGGACGUCUGGCUAAGAGCCCGAUUCCGGAAAGGUAGCGACCUACCUGUUUCGAGCGGCUGGGGCAGCUGAACUUGUGCCUCGCUGCUGCAAUGCACGUGAGACGCAGGUCUUCUCUUGAAGUCCACUUAUCAACAGAUGGCUACGACUUUGAUUGUGACGGUGGAUGAAAAACAUUUUGGCACUAGCUGGAAAGCAGAGAGGAACAAUUGGCGUACUUGACUGUCGUUACCAGCAGAUGUAUUACGCUUCGAGGGUCUAGUGUUCCCCCGCGUGAAAGCCCAGGUACAUUAUGGAUCACGAAGGGGGAGACGAGGCCACGUUCUCUCAUAUAGCACGUGUACUCUUUCAUGGCGGAAGUCGGAUGCGAACAGCUACAUUGGAGUAUUCCUCGAUUGGAAAAGGCAAGGAGGAUACGGGAGUAGAGACAGCUGUUGCGCGUGUGUUUGUCUGUAUGUAUGGAUAGUAAUAGUAAUGAGAUGAUGAACAUCAAGCAAUGAUGAAUACGGACACUUUGUAUGGAUGUCAUAACUUCGUUGUAUUUGUCACGUAAGCCGGGAGCGGUC
Colletotrichum destructivum is the source of this 4323-nucleotide messenger RNA. Its product is annotated as Putative Arf GTPase activating protein. The transcript is spliced from 6 exons. The record is from RefSeq and is a predicted model, not a curated record. Gene Ontology annotation, biological process: intra-Golgi vesicle-mediated transport. NCBI's taxonomy places the organism in Eukaryota, Fungi, Ascomycota, Sordariomycetes, Glomerellales, Glomerellaceae. Bases 478 to 3795 code for a protein of 1105 amino acids. Gene Ontology annotation, molecular function: protein binding; GTPase activator activity. Gene Ontology annotation, cellular component: endosome; trans-Golgi network; cytoplasm.